AUGAAACUAAAGAAAGAGCUGCGCGCUGUCAAGGAGAUCAACGAGCAAGCGAGGAGAGAAAGGGAAGAACAGGAGAGACACAAGCAACAGCAACAGGAGAAGCAGCAGCAGAAGAUGGAGCAACAGACCCACUCUACCAUCCACCAACACCAUCACGAUCCCAUGAAGAUGGGUCUGGAGAAGACGGGCAGCUCGGAUCUGCUCAAGGCUGUUUCCAAGGUACCUACUUAA
Molecule: messenger RNA, 231 nt
Organism: Acanthoscelides obtectus
Lineage: Eukaryota; Metazoa; Arthropoda; Insecta; Coleoptera; Chrysomelidae
Source: the annotation of a GenBank genome assembly